Diaporthe batatas is the source of this 1515-nucleotide messenger RNA. RefSeq lists its product as uncharacterized. Lineage: Eukaryota; Fungi; Ascomycota; Sordariomycetes; Diaporthales; Diaporthaceae. The coding region runs from base 1 to 1515 and encodes 504 amino acids. The record is from RefSeq and is a predicted model, not a curated record. The transcript has 3 exons.
AUGUCAUCUUGGAUUUUGCCCAUCGCUUCAUCAUUUCCACCAUGGGCUGCUUGGCCCCCGGUGGUACAACAUAUGAUCCUCAAAGCCUUAAUCGAGGACGGCUGCAGCCUCGCUAGGCUCGCACCAGUAUCGCGUGAGUGGCAAGAUGUUAUUGAGGCGCACAAUUUCGCCAAGAUCAAAAUCACCCCACUACGACUUGUCCAUUUUCGUGCAAGGACCCGACGCAACAGGUUCCGAGUCAAAUAUAUUUGGCUUUGCGUGGAACUUGACAACUACACUUGCUGCGAAGCUUCCUUUGGUGGUCGUCGAUGUGUAUCGCAGAGCGACUUGGACCUUGUCAAGGCAACGAUUGGAAUACUGUUCGCAGAGAUCAGUCGAUGGGCUCCCAACGGUGAGCUAGUUCUCGACAUCAGUGUUCACUCGCCCAGCGAUUCAAACUACCUGCUCAAGAAUCUGUCCUUCAAGCCCGACGUGCCUUCGCGUGAGUGUUUGGGUCUGGGCGACUUGGGCGACUUGGACGACAUGGACAAAGCCGGGCGCCUUUGGAUCAGGAUGCUUCCAUCCGGGCAAGCUGUCAACUCAAUCAAGAAGACGUUCAGUUGGAUCCGUACCGAUAGUACCGACGUUACGUCGCUGGAUGGAGAGUCAGUGCAUGAAGAGUCACCGGAUGAAGCGGAGUGUUACUAUCGGGAUGUCGGAUGGUUGGAACAAGUGCCCGACGUCCCAGCAGUGACAGGUGUGUUGCUACGCCAACAGACUCGCCGAAUGUGGGAUGGGCCCUUGCUCACGGAGAUGCUCGACCAUUUUCCCAAUCUACGGGAUGUUUUCUACGAGCCGUGGAGAUCACUGGAUCCCAAGUGGCAGGACUACAAAGAUCAAGACUACGACCAUCUCAUCGAUGAGGUUACUCGACAAGCUGCAUUGGGCAGUCGCGAGCUUGAGCAGUUCUCAGCCGCAUACCUUGUCAACGCAGCUAUGUUCUUCGCUUCCUGCAGACCGUCCUGGACGUGGCCCAACCUCACGUCUCUGAGCCUCACCUCGUCAUGGUUGGCUCCAGACGUGUCCCGGACUGAACUCGUCAAAAUGCUUACUUCAGCAGCAAAGGUAGCUCAUCGGAUGCCAAAGCUUGAGACUAUGGAGUUGUGGAACGGACGAAGGCGCCUGGCAACGCUCUUUCAGUACCGGCCAAAGCCUGCUACUAUUACCUGGAGAAGCACAUGGGAAUUCGACCAAUUGCCUUCUGUCAUCUCCGUCUGGGAAGGUGUUGCACAAAAGCAUGGCGCUGGAGAGCUUGCUGUCAAGAGGGAGCUGCUGAACCGUACUAACAUAAAAUGUCACGGUGAUGCGAUCCACUAUUUGAAGCUUUCCCAUCCGGUUGUUCGGCCUAUCUCGUUGCAGCAGAUCCGCACGGAGAACGAGGUCCAUCGAACUUGGGAGAAAAUGGACACGGUGAAGGCCCAGACGGAGAGCAACUUAUGCCGCUGGGGCAUCAAAAGAGGCCGCAGCGACUUGUGA